Molecule: messenger RNA, 1569 nt
Organism: Naegleria gruberi
Lineage: Eukaryota; Heterolobosea; Eutetramitea; Acrasida; Naegleriidae
Exons: 1
Coding region: 1-1569 (522 amino acids)
Source: RefSeq, a predicted model, not a curated record
AUGAACCAACUCGAUCCUAGUGCCUUAUCCCAAAUUGCUUCAUUCCUUACUGUAGAUGAUAUUGAUGCUUUCAAAUUUAUAAACCGAAAGAAUGUGGCAGUCUUCGGAAGUGGUAUAAAAUCUCAAUCGUUGGUGAAUCGGGACUUUUCCUAUCUUUUUGAUGAGCAUCAUGAGAACAGUGAUUUGGAAAGGGAGUGGUCAAUCUUUGAAGAUCGUAAUAUACCAUCCAUUCUGAUUCAAUUGAAUUUUUUAGAGGAUGAUUUUCCAAUCCCUCAUGUAUUGAGAUUCUUUAGACAUUUAGUUGGAGAAAAGAAUUUUAAACAAUGGAGUAGUACAGAAGCCGAUAUUAUCAUUAAUUGGGGUUCGGAGGGAAGAAGUUCAAUGGAUUUAAUAUUUAAGGAAAUUGAUGCUCUUUCGUCUAUUAAUUUGAAAGGCAUGGAGGCAGAGAAUCAGGAACAAACAGUAAGAGAAAUGAUCUCAAAUUGGAGAGAAAAUAAGAGGUUUUUCAUAAGUGAAAACGAUGUUCUAAACCCUUUCCGAGUUUUUAAAAAGAUUAAGAUCAAAAUUCAAGGGUUUCAGGAUAAAUUUUCAAAUCUGUAUGAGGAACACCCGAGACCAAUUCGUUGUAAAAAUUGCAUCCAUGUAACAAGUUCCCAUCCCAAAACAUUUUUCAAUGAAUAUGACGUGAUUAUGUUUAAUGGUUCCAUCAAACAUGAUUAUAAAACAUGUAAAACAUUUGACAAUCUUCCAAGAGACAAGUUUGAAAAGUUUGAUGAAAAAUGCAGGCUUAUUCUCUAUAGUAUAGUUAGAUUCAAGUUGAUUCCAUUAAUGGAAGAGUUUUCUAUUGACUUGAAAACCAUUGUAGACAAGAAUACUAUUCAUUCUAUUACAAAAUUUAUAGAGAAAAAGGACCUAAGUGAUGCAGAAAAACAGCACAAGUUGUUUUUAUUCUUUACCACACAAUAUAACAUUUUAGAGGCUUACAGAAACAGAUACUUAAAAGGAGAUAUUUCACCACAAAUAUUUGUUGAUAAGGAAAUGCAGGACUUGGAGGUUGUACUUGAGUGUUGCUACUUUGAUCUGAUAAGACUAAACUUUGAGAGCAUGAAUGAUUUACAGCGACAGAUGUUUUUUGAAACAUUUACAAAAUCAUUUUUAAAAUCUCAACUAAUGAUAUCGGAUGAAUUAUUGGAAGAAUAUGGCAAAGCAACUAAUCAAAAAAUAGAGAACCGAUUUAAAUUGGAGAAGAAAAAGGAAAAUGUAAAACUAGUAUUUCAGACUCUGGAAUUUCAAAGAGUUAUUGGAAUUGUUAGAAACAAUAUUUUACAAUUUCCAAACAAGAAAACAUCUUCAUGUUUUAAAUCUAUUGAGCUAAGUAGACCUCAAAAUCAAAAAAUGAUUUUUGACACCAAAACAGGCACACUGAACAAGUGCAUUUCCAAGUUUUGCUGCUCGCAUUGGUUAACUAGUUUAUGUAGUCUCACUACAGUGUUAACAUCUUGGUGCUGUACAUAUCCGUGUUGCAACGAUCCCAAAAGAUUUUCAAAAAGUAUAAAUAUGAUAGAAUAA